CUCCGUGUUCCUCGCCCGCAGGGUCGCGCUCCGGGCUCGCCCGGCCCCAUGAUGAGCUCGCCCAGCCGCCGCAGCGCCCGGAGCCGCGAGCCCGAUGGGGCUGAUCCAGGAGCCGGCACAGGGACAGCCCGAGCCUGAGAGCGGCCGCGGGGAUGAAGCUCCCGGAGAGGAGGAGGAGCCGCCGCAGCGGAGCCGCCAAGCCGAGAUCCCCUCCUGGGAGAAGAUGCCAUUCCACCAUGUGACAGCUGGCUUGUUGUACAAGGGCAAUUACCUGAACCGCUCGCUCUCGGCCGGCAGCGACAGCGAGCAGCUGGCCAACAUCUCCGUGGAGGAGCUCGAUGAGAUCCGAGAGGCUUUCCGAGUGCUGGACCGGGACGGGAAUGGCUUCAUCUCCAAGCAGGAGCUGGGCAUGGCCAUGCGCUCCCUGGGCUACAUGCCCAGCGAGGUGGAGCUGGCCAUCAUCAUGCAGCGCCUGGACAUGGAUGGGGAUGGCCAGGUGGAUUUUGAUGAAUUUAUGACGAUUCUGGGACCUAAGCUGGUGUCAUCAGAGGGCAGGGACGGCUUCCUGGGGAACACAAUAGACAGCAUAUUCUGGCAGUUUGACAUGCAGAGGAUAACGCUGGAGGAGCUGAAGCAUAUCCUGUACCACGCCUUCCGCGACCACCUCACCAUGAAGGACAUCGAGAACAUCAUCAUCAACGAGGAGGAGAGCUUGAAUGAGAACUCUGGGAACUGCCAAACGGAGUUUGAAGUGCACGCCCAGAAGCAGAACCGCCAGACGUGCGUGCGCAAGAGCCUCAUCUGCGCCUUCGCCAUGGCCUUCAUCAUCAGCGUGAUGCUGAUCGCGGCCAACCAGAUCCUGCGCAGCGGCAUGGAGUAGUGCUGGCACGGCUGGAGUGGUCCUGGCACGGGAUGGCAGCCAUGCAUGCGCACCCGGGAGAGCUCCCGCCCCGAUCCCACGGCACCGACACGCGGGCACAGCCGGCGCCUGCGGCAGGAGCCUGAGCCAGCAGCGUGUCCUGUGAACCAACCACAUCCUUUUGGCAGGGACAUCAAAGGGCUGUUCUAAUGCUUUAAAGGUUUUGUUUCCUAAUGCAAUAAUCCCAUAUCCAGGAGUCCCGUAUUAUUGCUUCGAAACAGCAAUGGCAGCGCGGAGGAGGCCGGGCUCCGGCGCUCCGCGGUUUGAAGGAGGCCCAGCCUCGGGACUCGUCCUUUCCCCAGGGCCCACUGACUGUCCCACGGAGCUCCCACCGGGCCCACGCUCGCAGGAAGUUGAUCGUAGCAUUGCCACAAGCGAGUUCCUUUUGUUCCACGUGUUCCAGCUUCACUUUCCUUUUCCCUUAUGACCAUGCCAUGGAGUUUACGGCAUUAGAGGGGAGCUAGAGCAUCCUUGUACAGUAUUUUCUGAUGAAAAAAGGGGAGAAUUUGCCAGCACCAUACAAAAUGUCUAUUUUUUGCUUCAUCAACUCCACCUUUGACAUGAGACUGUGGGGUAGCAGGAGUCUGUUGGCCAUUUUUUUCUGACUGUGAAUCAGGGCUUGAGGAGCACCACCUGGGCAUUGCUGAACUUGUGCAAAGUCUUCCAAGGGACUCUGCCACCACCAGCGCCAGCUAAACUUCCCCCUCCUCGGGCCUUUCUGCAUAUUCAACAUUUCCUCUCCAGCAGUUUUCCCCUUCUUCUUCAUUGGUCUUCAAGAAUUUUCUUCCCAGGUGAAAAUCCUGAGGGAAGCUCUUCUCGAGCUUUCCUCCCCUCUCUUUGCUUGCACAAUUUGAUUCCAUUUCAUGUGGCCUGCUCAUGAUCUGCAGUGAAACCUCCAUGGCAGACAUCAUCCUGUGGGGGAGGUUUUAUUUUCACCCACAUGGAAAAGUGUGGAUUUGACCAGACAAGUUCUCCGUUCCCUCCCAGGAUCCAUCCCACCACCCCCAUCCCAUGGGCAGGCUCCAAAGGGGGAAAAGCCGAGUGCAGCAGGAGAAGGAACCAGACCUGAGCCCACUCCCGUGUGUUUGAAGCGUGUCAGACUUCCAGAUCGGGGAGCGCUGGGUGCUUUUCCUGGAAUACCUCUUGAGGAGCAGCAAGGAGAAGAUGGAAUGAUGCAGAGCAGGGACACCACACGGGAAGUGCAAGGAGCCGGGAUUGCUUGGGAAUGUGUUUUUCCUUUAAAACUUGAUACAAAUCCGUGCAUUUCCCUUUGGAUGAACUGUGCCCCUGGGUGCCACACCAGGACAGAGGUGAUCUCCUGCCCUCGUGGGAGGGGUCUCCCAGCUGGUGAUCGUGGAGUGCUCCAAGGGAGUUCCACGGAGGCGCUCGGGUGUUGGAGUGGGGUGGCUGUGCUGGGAGAGCUCCAGGCACACCCAGGAGCCCUGAGAUGUCGCUCCUGGAAGUGGAGGUGACUGUUCCCUGUGCCACAGAGGGCGGGGUGGCUCCCCUGGGGGUUGCACAGUCCCACACUGCAGCCAUUGGCUUCCACUGGAUCCAUCCCCAACACCCAUCCCAGCUCUUGCUUUUCUACCUGAGUGACAACAUUUACCUGCAUUUUUGGCAGCCUUAUUUAAAAGUCUGCUGCUCUUUGUCCUGUCUCCCACCACGCCUUUAAACUCAAGUCACUUUUAGGUGUCUCAGCUCCCACCUCCACCUUGUCCUGCCAUUUUCCUGGUGUCCCCUCCAUCCCAAAGACAACACCUUUUCCUCAACAGCUGAGUUGGUUUGUUCUGCCUUUCCCAAACACACAGCUCCUGCAUUUCUGUUCUACUGUGACCAACAGAGGUGAACUGCAUUUUUUUCAUAAAAAAAAAAAAGAUUUUGUCUCCCAGAAGAUGGAGAGAUUUCCAUUUGCUGCAGGGCAGCAGCAGAAUAUCUGUGGGAUAUUCUGGUGUGGGAUUCUCGGUGCUGGGGAGCCCAGACACGUUUUCUGUGCUGGGGAUUACAGAUAAUGAGCUUGGAGAUCAUUUUUAGGAAACUCAUCCCCAUUUUUAGGUCUCAGGGGUCUGUGGAAAGGUGGCAGCUGUGGGAAAAAAGUCUGAAUGUUCCUUGCCACAGAGGAAUACUCAUUUUGUCCCUGGGAUGAUGCUGGAGUGAGCAUGGGCAGAUGGAGGGGAACAGGGAAGAGUUCUGCACUGAGCCCAAACCCACAACCCCAAACCAGGCAUUUCCUCACAUCUCCUCACCCACAAACCCCCAGCAGACUGCAGGCCCAGAAGCACCUCAUGGACAAUGAUUGUCUGCAUUCCCUGAAGCUUUCUGGAAGGUUCCAGAGUUCCUUUCUGCAUGCUCCAUAAACCCUUGUAAAUACAGCCAUUCUCCAGCCCAACCCUUCCCCUUGCAGCUCCAUUUGUAAAACCAAACCUAUAAUGAAUAUAUUGGUAAAAGCCAUAGCCUGGUGUCAGUAGAGUUCAUUGCACAACUCCCCACUGAUUUUACUGGGUACAGGAUUUUGGGGGCUUUGGGGUGUGAUUUUCUGUAGGGAACCUCACGUUUCCAUCACGAAUCAGGGUCAUGUCUUGCCAGAGGUCUCCUUUCCCUUCCUCCAUCUCCAGGCAUCUUUAGUCAGUGACUUCUGGCAAUGCAGGAUGGAUGAGGCCAAGUUAUUCCAUCCUUUCCUUCCCCACAACCUUCCCAUCCAGCAGCAUUGGAUGUCUCCUACCUCCCUCCCUCCCUGGCUCCAUUUAUGUAAUAACCAUUUAUCUCCUUUUUUUUUUUCUCUUCGACACAAGAGGGGAAAAAUAGGGCUUUUUGCUGCUUUUACAGACAGGAGGUAAAAAUAGAGCAGUAAAAUUCUGAUUGGAACCUGAUGGCAAAAGCUGAGGGGGGAGAAAGCAGAAGAAUCAAAGACAUAAAAAUAAAAACCCCACAUCCCAUACUUUAAGGAAAAAAAACCCUAUUUAAGUGCUAAUUAACAUACUUUAAAAAAUACCCAGACUGCAGCAGAGCUGUCAGAAAAAGCUCUAAACUUCUGCUCUUGCCAGUUCCAGGAGGAUUGAAGUGUCUUUUCAGCCCUGCAGUUCUGGAGGAACAGGAGAUUGCCAUGGCAACCCUGGCUGUUCGUGACAUGGGUGCCACCGUGACAGAGCACACGCCAUCCCAGACUUCCAGGGAUGGGCAAACAGCUCCCAGCAGUGGGACAGGGGCUUUUCAUGGAUUAGGAAAUUAUUAGGAAUUCGUGAGCAGCUCUGUUGGCUUGGCCACAGAAAAACGUGUGCAAUUAAGGGGAUUGAGGUGCAGGGAAGGCUUCGAGAGGGACGUGGCGAUUUCAGCCCGAGAGGCUUUGGUUCCAUUCAGGAGGGACCGAGAUCCACUCAGCCUCAGCACUUUCUGUCCUGGGCUUGCUGAGGUCACUUUGGGAAGGUUCUCCAGGUGGGGCUGGAGCUCUGCUGGGAAGGAUUUGUGUUCCUGCUCCUGCAAGGCUGCACCCUGACCACCGCUGAGCUUUAGCAGCUUGGAUUCCCUGCUCCUGGAGGAGCCAGCAGGAGCAACAGCAGCCUCAGCAAUGCUGAGAUAGCGUGGAGGCCGUGGGGAGGUGAAUUCCAGCAAAAGCUGCUAAGGAAGGAGCACUGCUCACCUGUCAGGGUGACAGGAAUCACUCUUGUCAUUCCAGUUUGUCAGAGCCAAAGCCAUUCCCUCGGGGCAGCCGUGAGGAAAGCGCAGCUGGGGAGUGUCCAGGCAGGACAGGGGCAGUGCCUUUGUCCUGUGCACGGCCAGGAGCUGGACACAGGUCCUUGUGGCUCCUUUCCAGCUCAGGAUACUCCGUGAUGGUGGUGCUGGUUCCCCUGGAGAGCCAGACCUUGCUCACAGCCAGGGGUUAGGCUCCUCCAGGGGUGUCACCUCCAGGGCCAGCCACGAGUGCACCACUGAGGAGGAAUUUCUCAUCAGAAGCAAUGGCAACAUAACCAAAAGGUUUGAAUUAGGAAAGCUUGGCUUUGUUAGGACCGUGAUCCUCACGCUGUGGGAGAUGAUAGAGAAUUAAAGAGAGUUCACAGAAUAAUCCUUCCUGCUCCAUGGGCACCCCCCUAUCCCCCAGUCACUGUCAGCACCUGGGACAGUGAUCACAGAGCCCAGGUCCAGGGUGAGCAGGAGGGUGGGAGGGAGGAGGAUCCCCAGCUCCUGUCCCUGCUCCCCCGUGAGCCUAAGCUGAAUAUCUGGGUGUAAUCCAGUUCAUUGGAGAGAUUCCAUCCUGGUUAUCCAGAGGUUUCACCUGCUGGACAUGUGCACUGGGAGGGCUGGAUGUUGGCUGCUUUCAUUCCAGCAUCUUGGAUACUCUUUAUAGACCAAGUAAAGAGGGGUUUUACAUCCAGAACUAGGGUAGGAAGCGAUCAAAACAAGCUGAGGUAGAAAACAUUCCCAAGGUUCCCAAGCCACUCUGGGUGGCUUAAACCUGUUUGGAUGAGCUGAGUUCCCACUGGUCCUUUCUUCCAUUGAACCACAGGAAUAUUUUGUCCCCAGAUCCCUCUCUGCACCCUCCUGCCUGUUGCAGGAGAGGGAGACAGCUCCAGGGAGGGGCUCCAUUCCCAGCGAGGACCCUGAAACCCGGGGGGAUUCUCAGCUUUUCCCAUGGAAAACUCAUUCCCUGCACGUGCUGGGAGCUGCCAGGGCUGUCACCACCCCGAGGUGACAGGAGCACAGCCCCUGUCAGCCCUGGAUCAGCGAGGGGAGAAGCAGUGGGAGGAAUUCCAUUAGAAUCCCUAAGAAUGAAGUCCCUUAUUUUACCCACCCCUGUAAUCCAUGAUUUAGUUCCUGCUUUAUGGAUGAGCGUUUGAAAGAAGAAAAACCAACUCUUCUAAAAUGAGAAUCUGAUGAAGUGUCUUUUUUUCUUGGCUCUGAAUCACGCUUCCAUUCCUCUGAUGAAGAUGUACAGAACUUGCUGGGUUUCAAUCUAUUAUUUUACCCUUCUUUGCUCUGACAGUACAAUUACAUUUCCCUGGCAGCACUUAAAACCUGUUCCUUUCCCAGGAUUUUAAUGCAGGAAAAGAAAAGUUUCACAACAUUUCCAUCUCUGUGUGUUGUUGGCUGUUCUCAGGAUGGGGUCUGCAUUUCUCCAGUUCAAGAAGGACAUUUUAGUCAGCUCUAGGAAGCGCAAAAUCUUCACCAAGAGCAAGGCAGGUAGAAAA
Cyanistes caeruleus (blue tit) is the source of this 6102-nucleotide messenger RNA. RefSeq names its product calneuron 1 (gene CALN1). NCBI's taxonomy places the organism in Eukaryota, Metazoa, Chordata, Aves, Passeriformes, Paridae. Gene Ontology annotation, cellular component: trans-Golgi network membrane. The record is from RefSeq and is a predicted model, not a curated record. Gene Ontology annotation, molecular function: calcium ion binding.